Lemur catta (Ring-tailed lemur) is the source of this 2523-nucleotide messenger RNA. RefSeq names its product astacin like metalloendopeptidase (gene ASTL). Gene Ontology annotation, biological process: proteolysis. The transcript is spliced from 11 exons. The record is from RefSeq and is a predicted model, not a curated record. Bases 1 to 1572 code for a protein of 523 amino acids. NCBI's taxonomy places the organism in Eukaryota, Metazoa, Chordata, Mammalia, Primates, Lemuridae. Gene Ontology annotation, molecular function: metalloendopeptidase activity; zinc ion binding.
AUGCAGAACUGGGCCCUGUGCUGUGGACCCUACCUGCUUUCAGUACUUGUGGGCUGGAUGUGUGCUCAGGCCUCAGCAUGCCUGUCCACACUGGGGCUCUCGGUAGCCCCCAUUCCAGAGCUCCUUCAUGUCCCCAAAAGCCAUGCAGCCCAGUGUCUGGUGCACACCCACCCAACUAGCGUCUUUGUGGACAUGGUUUACGUGCCCAGCACACUGGGGUGUCUGUGGAGACGGAGACAUGGGCCCAGCCCAUGGUCCUCUUGCUUGCAGAAGGGGCAGCAGGGAUCCACCAUGCGGAGCAUGGGAGGCCUCUGGCCGCAGGUGCUGGUUCUGCUGUCCUUGCCAUGUUGGAUCCUUGGAGCGCCCUGGGCCUCCAGCUGCCCGGGAGCCUGUGGCACCAGCUUGUCAGAAGGCCUCAUCUCCGACGAGACCCAGGUGUCUUGGGACAAGGACAUCCCUGCGAUUAACCAAGGACUCAUCCCAGAGGAAAGCCCAGAGAGCAGCUUCCUCGUGGAGGGGGACAUCAUCCGGCCGAGUCCCUUCCGACUGUUGUCAGCAACCAGCAACAAGUGGCCCAAGAGCAGUGAUGGCAUCGUAGAGAUCCCCUUCCUGCUCUCUAGCAAGUACGAUGAGCCCAGCCGCAACGUCAUCCUGGAGGCAUUUGCUGAGUUUGAACGUUUCACAUGCGUCAGGUUUGUCGCCCACCAGGGCCAGAGAGACUUCAUUUCCAUCAUCCCCAUGUAUGGGUGCUUUUCUGGCGUGGGGCGCAGUGGAGGGAUGCAGAUGGUAUCCCUGGCACCCGCCUGUCUCCGGAAGGGCCGGGGCAUCGUCCUGCAUGAGCUCAUGCAUGUGCUGGGCUUCUGGCACGAGCACGCACGGGCCGACCGGGACCGCUAUAUCCGUGUCGACUGGAACGAGAUCCUCCCAGGCUUUGAAAUCAACUUCAUCAAGUCCCGGAGCAGCAACAUGCUGACGCCCUACGACUACUCCUCCGUGAUGCACUACGGGAGGCUCGCCUUCAGCCGGCGCGGGCUGCCCACCAUCGUGCCGCUCUGGGCCCCCAGCGUCCACAUCGGCCAGCGAUGGAACCUGAGUGCCUCGGACAUCACUCGGGUCCUCAGGCUCUACGGCUGCAGCCCGAGCGGCCCCGGGCCCCGUGGGACAGGGUCCCAAGCCCACAGCAACCGUAGGAGCCCUGCUCCUGCCCCGAGACCACCCCUGCAGCAGCUUCUGGAGGCACUGUCAUCGGAAUCCGGGAGUGGCCAGCGUGUUCCUGCAGGGCCUGGACAGAGCCCACAUGGGUGGGAGUCCCCUGCCCUGAAGAAGUUUAUUGUGGAGGCCUCAGCAAGGCUAUCUCAGUCCCCAGCUUCCUCCCCAAGGCCAAGGCCUGGAGCAGGCGCUCCUGGUCUUGCUCUGGGGCAGUUGUGGCUGGCCCAAGCACCCACAGAACCCCCAGCCUCAUCUUCAGAAGCGGGAGACCAACCAGUGCCUAUCCAGGCUGCUCUGGGGAGCCCAGCUCUGCCAGGAGGCUGUGCACAGGGAAGUCACUUCAGGGAGAUGCCUAGAGAUUAAGCCUGUGGCUUCUGUCCCCAAGUAGGGAAGGUAUCUUCUGCCCAGAGGACCUAGGUUUCCAACCCCUGGCUCCUCUAGGCAGCCCCUGUCUUCUAGCCCAAUCUGGCCACCCCCUCGCAGAGGGCCAGGGCUCUUCCUCUGCCCCUUUCCCACCAUGUUUCCCCAAGGGCUCCCAGGGUCUGUCAUCGGGGAAGGCAGGUUUGGCUCCGUCUGCUCUUGACUCUUGCCCUAGCCCUGGAAGAUGCUGGAAAUGGGAGGUGACAUUCUCCAGGGACAAGGUCCUGGCGGGGGGUAAGUCAGGAAAAAGCAGGUUCCAGCCCUGCAGGCCCCUGGAAGCCCUCCUGUGGCUCAUGCCCAGCCCCCAGCAUGCACUAAUGGUGGUGUCCUCACCUCCCCAUGUGGCCUAGACCUUGGGAACAGCCUCCUAUCCCUGGAGUCUGGGUGCUGGGGGUGUUGCUCUGCAGCCGUAGCCUCUAGCCUGCUCUCUAGGAGGGUUUAGGAAUCCAGCUUGCUCCCCUGUAGAACAAGAAGGUGCCGGGUUGAGGGUGCUGCCAGCAGGGAGCAGAGAAAGAAAUGGGGGCCUUAUCAGGACUGCACUGUGGGACCCUCAGCAAGCACACGAGCCCCCUGAACAGAGGACUUGAAGUGCAUCUUCACCCCAGGGCACUGUUUCCCGGAGCCUUGUCUCCCCCUCACCACCCUGGGGCUCAGCCAGAAGAGGCUGGGGAAGGGGCUGGGGGUCACCCGGCUUGUCUGCCUUCAGCCGAGCCCUGCUCCUCUUCCCUGGCCUUCCCCGUGAGGUUUGUUCCAGGAAUGAAGACAGUCUCCAGGGUGUCAGUGAGCAGGCAUGGGCUAGAAGCUCCUCAGUCCCCAAGGGGCACUGUUCUUGUGGCCUGUCAGAAGGUCAAGGAGGCCCUGCUUGGGGUCAGGAUGGGCAGGAGCCUUGGGUGU